Messenger RNA from Stylophora pistillata, 1305 nucleotides. RefSeq lists its product as uncharacterized. NCBI's taxonomy places the organism in Eukaryota, Metazoa, Cnidaria, Anthozoa, Scleractinia, Pocilloporidae. The record is from RefSeq and is a predicted model, not a curated record.
AGAACAUCGCAUCUAUUCCAGCACAUUACAUUUUUUCUCAUUGCACUAACCUGCAAGAUUGGCGUAGCUCAAUUUGCAACGUGAGUUCCCUGGAAAAUGGCGACAGAUAAAAAAAAAAUCUCCGAAGCGGUAAAAAUGGCAUUGGCGCAAAUUGAAAAUAAUGCCCCUGGGGAAUAUUCGAAGCUAACUGCAUUUAAAAAAGUGAAAUAUUCUAUCAAAGUGGCUGCCAGACAAGUAGCCGAAGAACAAAUAAAGCUCUCUCACGAGUUUGAAUGUGGACCUCAAAAGAACAUCCGUGACCGCCUUGCCAAGCAUUUACCCGAAGACCGAAUCAAGCUGAUUGUGGAGGGGCUCGCCAUUCCAACAUUCCGCAUGGAAAUAAGCAGGAUGGACGAUGGCAGACAUCUGGUGCAGUUGACGAGAGGAGAGGAGGAAUUCUUGCCAUCCAGGGAGCUGGCAGCACACGAAGACAUCGAUUGGGCCAUAAAUAUUCAGUACGCCAGCAUUGUGGUGGAUGCUGUGAUGCUUGUCAUGCAAGCGGCAGGGAUAGAAGUAUCUGUAAGUGGCAGCACCAUGAAAGAAACCGUUGAAGACACUGCGAAAGCAAUCGAGAAGUCUUCAGCAUUCCAGCAAGCGAUACAGAAGAUUGUCAGCUCAUGGAAAGCGGCAGGGGGUGUAACGGAGAAGUCCGAAGCCAUUUUCUUUCUUCUUAAGGACACCUACGCUGCUGGAUUGUUGUGGAACAUCAUCAAGAGUUUGUGCAGAGAAAUGAAAUGGUACGACUGGUUGGAGACUACAGCGAAAGUUAGCGCCAUGGUCGUAGCAGCCCUUGUCACGGACGGGGCAGCGCUAAUAGCAGAGAUUGCUUUGACCGUUUUGGCGGCUGUGGACUUCGCCAGGAAGAUCGAUAAUGUGGUACAACUUGAAGAGAUUUAAAAAAACAUUCUGGAGGAAGAAGGAGACUAUUGCAGGUUCUGACGAUCUACCUUAGAACAAGUAUUGGAGCCCAUGUGAAUGCAUUACAUGAGUAAAUCACCUUUACAAGACGGUCAGAGUGCAACCGUUUGUAAUGCUUCAAUCUCUCGAAAUUGUAGGAAAAAAAACUAACUGAUCGGCAAUGAACUAGAAUCGAGCAGAAAAGUGUGAAACUGUUAUAUUCCUCGUGAUUUCAUGGCGAGAUACGAGAAAAUCGACUUUGUCAACAGCACAAUCAUUGUAUAUAGCAGCCGAGCUGCCAAAUUUAAGUAAGUCAGCUGUUUAUCCCAAUCAGUGGUAACAGCAAAUAAAAUAGUUUGAAAUGAGUCA